Schistocerca americana (American grasshopper) is the source of this 1440-nucleotide messenger RNA. Its product is annotated as dynein axonemal intermediate chain 3-like. Gene Ontology annotation, biological process: inner dynein arm assembly; cilium movement involved in cell motility. The transcript is spliced from 3 exons. NCBI's taxonomy places the organism in Eukaryota, Metazoa, Arthropoda, Insecta, Orthoptera, Acrididae. Bases 1 to 1440 code for a protein of 479 amino acids. The record is from RefSeq and is a predicted model, not a curated record. Gene Ontology annotation, cellular component: inner dynein arm. Gene Ontology annotation, molecular function: dynein light chain binding; dynein heavy chain binding.
AUGCCAAAAAAGGGGAAAGGUAAGAAAGACGUAACUGAAGAUGGGAAAGGUGAAUCCACUGAAAAGAAGAAGCAUGUAUCCCUUAAAUCCGAGACGGAAAUGGAAAUGGAAGAGGACGAAGAGGAAGGCCCACCCAUGGCUAUUGAAGGUAUCGUGCGCCUUUGCCUGCCGUUGGAAAUUCAAACCGUGCUAGAAUGCGUUAUAGGAGAACAAUGCACUCUGGACUCUCCUUGGGUGGAAGUGCGAAAAGCUGCAAUCCAAGAAAACAUUGGAACCCUUAAGGCGGAGUCACCGUUCUACGACAACAGAAUUGCAAUUACCACUUACCCCGGAGAUAGGAUGUUCAUCGGGUGGGAUGUGUUAGAAGAAGCAGAAAACCAAUUUCUACUGUGCUUGACGAAAGAGGCUCGAGAAGAGAUUCUUGACGUGUUGGAGCAAAAGAGAAUAGCUGUAGAGGAGCGCUUGGGGAACGCCGUCUUGAAGAGUAUCAAGGAAUGGAAGUCACUCGGAACGGAAACAUUCUUAGAAGAGGCUGCUAUACGGGACACGAGACCAAAACUGAAGACAAAAAUGUUUGCAGAACGGGACAUAGACAAAUCACAGGCACCCGCCGAUUUUGAAGACGAAGGUGGCGACGGGGAAGACGACUUCAGUUUCAGGUUCUUCCCCAAAGAACAUUUGAAAUCACAACGUAUCGCGAGGAAAAGGUACGAUAACUUCUGUCAGGCGAGUCCUCCUGUGACUAACCGAGAGGCACAGACGUACACUGCCAUUCCGAGACACACCUGGUCACAGUAUGAGUACACAGUGGACGUAGGAGCGGGGACGUUACAAGAAGAAGUCGUAGAAAAGCUUGAAGGCUACUUGAGUUCGGUGAUGGACAAUGUAGAGAGUCAACUCACUUACAACGCCGUCCUAGACUUGUACUGCGACGACUACGGCAGGAUUGGCGUUGGGGCUCAAGACUAUGAGGUUCGCGAGAAAGUCGUUUUCGACGAGUACGAGAACUUCAUCGAUGUGCAGCACUGCAAGGAGAGGGUGGUGACGUCAGUGGCGUGGCACCCGACACUUACUGGCACAGUCGCUGUCUCCUACGCGGAGCACACACGGUUCACUUUCUACGAGAGGUUUGCGUCUAAGGGUCUGGAGCAGAUGAACAGGGAGGUCAAGAAUAGGUUCUAUGGCAACAACCUUGUUUUGCUCUGGAGCUUCACAGACAAGUUCACGCCCAAGUUACGGCUGGAGAGCCCGCAUGAAGUGCACUCACUGGCGUUCUGCCCCACGGACGGCGAUCUUCUGGUGGGAGGACUCGCCUGUGGCCAGCAACAAGGUGGUUAUCAAGCACAGCUGUUCUCGGUGCCAGUCCUUGCAAUAACUCACAACGGCCCCACCACAAAACUAGACAAGGAAAUCAACACGUCGCACACAAUUGCAGAAUAA